This is a messenger RNA of Brassica napus (rape), 699 nucleotides long. RefSeq names its product glutathione S-transferase T3-like. The coding region runs from base 1 to 699 and encodes 232 amino acids. The record is from RefSeq and is a predicted model, not a curated record. Lineage: Eukaryota; Viridiplantae; Streptophyta; Magnoliopsida; Brassicales; Brassicaceae. The transcript is spliced from 3 exons.
AUGGGGCUAAUGGAGAAGCUAGAAGUCUGUGUGGAGAGAGCUACUACGGAAGCUAAAUUUCAGCCUUCCAAGAUUUGUCCUCAGCUUGUUGGUAUGCCACAAAGAGAGGUUGGCAACUGUAAGCAAAGGUGGUUCAAGAUCAGUGACCAAGUCUCCAAGUUUGUUGGCUCUUUACGUGCUGCAACAGGUCAGCAGUCAAGUGGGCAGAAUGACAAUGAUGUCAUGAAGCUUGCUUAUGAAAUCUAUCACAAUGAUUACGCUGCCAAGUUCACACUUGAGCAUUGUUGGAGGGUGCUAAGAUAUGAACAGAAAUGGCUAUCAAAUUUUGGGACAGAGAAUAGCACGUCAAAAAAAAGGAAGGGUGAAGAUGGUUCUCAAGCUUCUGUCCAGUCAUCAAACCAUGGAGAUCGAGAAGAGGCUCGUCCUAAAGGUGUGAAGAAGGCAAAGGCAAGGUUGAAGGCAAAAGAGAUGGAAGCAACCAGCACCAAGCCUAUGGAGAAGUUGCAAGACAUGUUUGAGAUAAGGAAGCAGGAUCAUGAACUGAGGAAGCAGGAUCUUGAACUGAAGAAGCAGGACUUUGAAAUGAAGGAGAAGCUUAAUAAGCAACAUAUGUUGGAGACUCUCCUUGCAAAAAAAGAGCCUCUUAGUGAGAGUGAAAUAUCUUUGAAGAACAAACUAAUAAGUGAUAUAUUGUCAUAA